UUUUAUUAUUUUUUUUAAGAAAAAAUUUUAAGGUGCGAGAAUGAUAAAAAAUUAGAGGAAGCAAACUUCAAGGCUGCGUAUAUGAUUCCGAGAUCAUUAAUGUAAGGUGGUGAGCCGAGAUCCGUAGACUCUGGGUAAGCUUGACAUUUUGAUCUUCAACUCCAUGUUCAUCUUCCAUCUUUAACGACUAACCCGGCGAUUCACACUCAACAAAGUCCACUUUCUCUCUCCCUUAUGUCUCCCCUCAAAUAUCACAACUCCACAGAGAGUGAGAGAGUGAGAGAGAGAGAUGGGAAGUGAAUCUGAGGCUUACCCAAAAAAGCAUUCACAACAGGCUCAAACCAAGUACAAGCUCAAGCUGCUUGUGCUCGUAAUACUCACCAAUCUUCUCACAAUCUACAUCUUCACCGGCUCUUCUUUCAACUUGAAUCUAUCUGACUACACCAACCACAUUCCUUUCCCUGUUCGGGACUCCACUGAUCUUCUUCAUCAGCUCAACUCUACUAGAGAUCAGCUUGCUGCUUCUCAUUUGCUCAUUGCUGAGUUGCACCAAAAGCUCAACUCCACCAACUUGCUUGUGGAAGCCCUUCUCAUUGAACUUAGUAGUAACCAGCAUGAGUCACUUGCUGAUCAGAAAAUGAGCCGGCUGAUGAAGUUCAGUGAUAAAUCUGGGAUUGCUGUGUCUGAUGAGCUUAUGAUGGCUGUAAGUCCUCACAAGCUCCCAUUAGGAUAUUCACCAAGGGUAGGAUCUGAUGAGGUCUAUCCGCCGGUCGGUGCAGGCUGCUUGAAGUAUCAAGAGGAGUUGUCCCAGUAUAUGACAUAUGAAGCUGGUGGGGAAUGUCCAAUAGAUGAUGUGUUUGCUCAAAGGUUGAUGAUGAGAGGCUGUGAGCCUCUCCCUCGCCGGAGAUGUCGCCCUAAGUCUCCGGCAAACUACGAGGAGCCAACCUCAUUACCACAAUCUCUUUGGUCAACCCCCUCAGACAACAGCAUUGUCUGGGAUCCUUAUACUUGCAAAAGCUACAAGUGCCUCAUCGAACGAAAAAAUAUGCCAGGCUACUUCGACUGCAAAGAUUGCUUCGACUUGCAGGGGAGGGAGAAGAGAAGGUGGAUGUUCGACAAUGGAGGACUAGAUUAUAGUAUUGAUCAAGUUCUCAAAGCAAAGCCACAUGGAACUAUUCGUAUUGGACUUGACAUAGGUGGUGGGACUGGAACAUUUGCAGCUAGAAUGAAAGAAAGAAACAUUACCAUAAUCACAAGCUCAAUGAAUCUGGAUGGUCCAUUCAACAGCUUCAUUGCAUCAAGAGGAUUGAUCCCCAUCCAUGUUAGUGUUUCACAAAGGCUUCCAUUCUUUGAGAACACACUGGAUAUAGUUCACUCCAUGCAUAUUCUAAGCAACUGGAUUCCGGACGCUACGCUUGAGUUCACAUUGUAUGAUAUAUACAGGGUGUUGAGGCCAGGAGGACUCUUCUGGCUUGAUCAUUUCUUCUGCCUGGGAUCUCAGCUGAAUCAGACUUACAUUCCAAUGUUUGAUCGUGUUGGAUUCAAGAAGCUAAGGUGGAACAAUGGCAUGAAGCUCGAUCGAGGAGUCCAUAAAAAUGAAUGGUAUUUCUCUGCCCUGCUGGAGAAACCAAUGACAUGAUCAGGUCCAAAUAGAUCAUAUGUUUUGUGUUCUAAACAUGUAGUAGUUUGUAUAACAAUUAUGUUCUGAAAAGAUCAGAUUUUAAAUAUCCUGACAGAAAGUUAGAAAGUGAAAUAAGCCUGGUAAAUUUCUGAAGACACUGAAAAGCAGGGGAAAAAUGAGGAAAAUGUAUCCGAUAAUUGUUAAGAUAUGAAACCUAAUAAUAUAUUAUAAACUCAUUGUUGAAUUUUUUUAGGG
This is a messenger RNA of Manihot esculenta (cassava), 1876 nucleotides long. RefSeq names its product probable methyltransferase At1g29790. Lineage: Eukaryota; Viridiplantae; Streptophyta; Magnoliopsida; Malpighiales; Euphorbiaceae. Gene Ontology annotation, molecular function: methyltransferase activity. The record is from RefSeq and is a predicted model, not a curated record. Bases 290 to 1639 code for a protein of 449 amino acids. The transcript has a single exon.